Messenger RNA from Tigriopus californicus, 741 nucleotides. RefSeq names its product tetratricopeptide repeat protein 19 homolog, mitochondrial-like (gene Ttc19). Gene Ontology annotation, molecular function: protein binding. Lineage: Eukaryota; Metazoa; Arthropoda; Copepoda; Harpacticoida; Harpacticidae. The record is from RefSeq and is a predicted model, not a curated record. Gene Ontology annotation, biological process: mitochondrial respiratory chain complex III assembly. The transcript has 5 exons. The coding region runs from base 1 to 741 and encodes 246 amino acids. Gene Ontology annotation, cellular component: mitochondrial inner membrane.
AUGCUUCUUCACAUUGCCCUCAAGCAAGCCCAAGACAUGAAUCAUUUUGAUGGGAUCACUUACGUUUUCACCGUUUUAGCCAAUCUGGCCUUUGAACGGGGUGACUACAUGAAAGCUGAAAAGACGUACAAAGACGUCAUGAAACGUGUCAUGAGCAAAGGCAUCCCUGCCGAAGACAACAGUAUGAUUGAGAUGUCUUUGAAACUCGCCAAAGUGUAUGCCUCUUGGCAGCAGCAUGACAAGGCUGUCCUUGGAUUUCAAUUUUGCAUCAACACGCAAGAAAAGAAGGUCAAGAACGGUGACCUGGACGAGAACACCCUAGCUUUGUGGGGGAUGAGUCGGGAUUGGUUUGCUCAAUAUCUGUUGGACAACGGCGACUAUUCUGGCGCUUUCACGGAGUUCCAAAACGCCUUUCUUACCUCAUGUGAACUCUUUGGAGACUCGCAUCCUCAGUCCUUGGUUCUCAUCAACUCGUUGGGUACUGUGGCGUCCAUGAUGGAUGAUCAAGCCCGGGCUGUGUCAUACUUCCAAAAGGCUGUGAAACUUGCUUCCUCAGAGGACGACGAAAACCUUAGUACAUAUCUAGUCAAUUUAGGCAUGGCCAGGAUUAAACAAAGUAUGCAAAAAGAGGCUCGAAUUGCUUGUACAAGAGCUAAAGUUAUUGCUGGUCAGCAGAAAAAUCCGGAGGUGGCUGACGAGGCUCAAGAAUGCUUAGAUCUAAUCAAUAAAUUAGGAUCAUAG